AUGAGUGAUGUAGAGGAGAGCAACUUCGAGGGCAGAGAGUCUCGCUCUCAGUCAGAAUCUCCAAUGGGAACUCCUGCUCGUGUAAAAUCGGAGAGCAGGUCAGGAUCUCGUAGUCCAUCAAGGGUUUCCAAACACUCUGAAUCCCAUUCUCGAUCAAGAUCAAAAUCCAGGUCGAGGUCAAGGAGGCAUUCUCAUAGACGUUACAGUCGAUCCAGAUCCCAUUCUCACUCUCAGAGGAGACGAUCUCGAAGUAGGUCAUAUACACCAGAAUACCGGCGUCGAAGGAGCCGAAGUCAUUCUCCAAUGUCUAACCGGAGAAGACAUACAGGCAGCAGGGCUAUGGAAAGGGCAAAUGGAAUGGAACUGGAUGGUAGAAGAAUUCGGGUGGAUUAUUCUAUCACCAAGAGAGCACACACACCAACACCAGGCAUAUACAUGGGCAGACCAACUCAUGGUGGUGGUGGUGGUGGCGGUGGUGGAGGUGGGGGAGGUGGCAGAUGUCGAGAUUCUUACUAUGAUAGAGGAUAUGAUCGUGGGUACGACAGAUAUGAAGACUAUGAUUACCGGUACAGAAGAAGAUCACCUUCUCCUUAUUAUAGUCGAUACAGAUCACGAUCAAGAUCUUGAUCCUACAGCCCAAGACGCUAUUAAUAAGCAGAGCAGUUGCAGUUG
This is a messenger RNA of Budorcas taxicolor (takin), 672 nucleotides long. Its product is annotated as transformer-2 protein homolog alpha-like. The record is from RefSeq and is a predicted model, not a curated record. The coding region runs from base 1 to 627 and encodes 208 amino acids. Gene Ontology annotation, molecular function: nucleic acid binding. Lineage: Eukaryota; Metazoa; Chordata; Mammalia; Artiodactyla; Bovidae. The transcript is spliced from 2 exons.